Gossypium raimondii (Peruvian cotton) is the source of this 1013-nucleotide messenger RNA. Its product is annotated as cyclin-dependent protein kinase inhibitor SMR3. The coding region runs from base 398 to 907 and encodes 169 amino acids. The transcript has a single exon. Gene Ontology annotation, biological process: regulation of DNA endoreduplication. Lineage: Eukaryota; Viridiplantae; Streptophyta; Magnoliopsida; Malvales; Malvaceae. The record is from RefSeq and is a predicted model, not a curated record.
UGAAAGAGAAAGAUUUGUGUGGGUGUGAUUAUAUGGUGCUGCAUUGGAUCCUUCACCAAAGAGUGUUUUCAAAGCCUAUAUCUGUUUUGCUUUCUUCAUCACAAACAUCUUGAGAGAGAGAGAGAAAGAGCUAAAUUCCAAAGAAACAAUCAAGAAAGAUGGUGAUGUGAUGAAGUAGCGCCCCUUCCCAUCUUUUCUUUCUUCCUUCUCUUCCAGGCUUUUCAUGCCUUGGGUUUUAGGGUAACUACCAAGUACUUCUUGUCUUUUUCAAUGCAGAUGAUCAUCUCUCUUUCUGAUCUCGAUCCUAGAGCUCAUUUUUCUUGAUUAGACUUGAAGAUUUUUUUUUUUUGGGAGAGGGGGGGGGGGCUUGGUUUCUUCAUGUACGGGAGCUAAAUUCAUGGGUGUGUCGAAUUCAGAGAUGUUUCUCACUGAGAAAGAUCUAAGCAGUAGCAUGGAAAUCGGUUUCUUGGUUAGACGACGCCCUCCUUUAGUGUUACAACAAGGAGAUGAAUGUCAAAUUACGACUUUCCAAGACGAUGACGAUAAGCCUCAGCAGCAAAAAGAAGAAAGACUAGGACAAGAUCAACAACAAGACAAAUGCAAGACGUUGAAGAUGGCUCCUUUGGAGUUAAAAUUGCCAUCUCCAAAGGUUGAUGAUGAGGAAGAUGGAAACAACAAUGGGUUCAAGACUCCAACUUCUUCGGACCAUAAAAUUCCUGUCAUCCUCAAGUGCCCACCUGCACCAAGAAAACCAAAAUCUCUCCCCAUUUUACCCAAACGAAAAGCCUUUGGCCGUCGAAUCCUGCUUGAUUUUACUAAAGAGAUGGAGUCUUUAUUUCCUCCGGCUCUUCUUGCAGAUCUAGGGAACAAGAUUAAGAAAGUCAGACAAGGAAGUGACUUCAACUGAUGUUAUAAUAUAUAUAUAGAUAUCAUGUAUUUCUGUGAAGAAUUUAGAAUCAUGUUUCUUUUUCUCUCUUCAUCAAUGCUAUAUUCAGCUUCAAUAUUUCAACGAA